AUGUCUACGAAAGAAAUUCGAAUCCGCCCAACAGGCUGGGAGAACGCUCCCACAGAAGAGCGGUUCGUGCUCUCUGAUAUGGAUCACACGAUGCCGAAGAUCUAUGUCCAGAUAGUAGAGAUAUUUAGGCUCACACAACCCGUAUACAAGGCUGAGAUUGUGGACAGCAUGGCCGAGGGUCUGGAAUUUACCUUGAGUCAGUUCCCCAUCCUUGCUGGCGGCUUGAAGAUGGAUGCGGAGAACGGUCGAUUAUGGGUGACGAAAAAGAAGGAUGGUGAGGCUAGUCUGUUCGUGCAGGACUUGGAAGAGACUUUCCCGUCGUUCGAUGAGCUGGAUAGGACCGAUUUUCCCGCCGCAGCUUUCAAAGGGCACAUGUUCUUGCCAAAAGCGGUGACAGAGAAACAGCUAUUCUCGCCUCUUGGGGAUAACCAGAAAGACGAUCUCAUUAUAUCGACAUUCCAGAUCAACUUCAUCAAAGGCGGUCUUGUACUUGGUAUUGCUAUCCACCAUAAUUGUUCUGAUGGCCCAGGAUGCGACGGGUUUCUCACCACUUGGGCGAGGAAUUCCAAAGCAGUGAUCAAUGGAACUGCCUUCGAACUAGUUCCUCAAGGUACGAUGGAUCGAUCGCGUCUCAGUGCGAAGAAACCGGAAGCUGCGCGGUGGAAAGAACUUGACCGCAAGUUUCCUGUGCUCAAGGUUGGCGGUGGACCCCCUCCACCACCACCGGCUGAUUUUAAGAUGCCAGAAUUGGCUAUCCGGAUGUGGCAUUUCCCUAAGAGUAAGACGGAGCAAUUCAAAUCUCAAGCGAUGGCGAAGACAGGAGAAAGUUGGAUCUCGACCUACGAUGCAAUCAUGUCGAUUCUCUGGAAGAGCAUUACACGAUCCAAUCUCGACCUUCUGCACCCUGACCUUGCCAAGGAGGUCAUACUGGUACACGCGGUAAAUACACGAAAGAUACUAGACCCGCCUUUGCAAGAGACAAUGAUGGGCAACGCAGUCGCGCUUCCCCGCACGGAGCCAAUAAAGAUCGCUGAACUCAUCGCCGAAAACAAUCUUCCGGAGAUUGCGCAAAGAGUGCGAAACUCGAUCAAGACCAUCACUCCACAGUACGUCGCUGAGCUACCUGAGUGGAUCGCAGGACUAGACGACAGACGAUGGAUAAGCAUAAAUAUGAGCUCGUUCCUGGGUAUGGACUUGGCGGGCACGAGCUGGCAAGGUAUGAAUGUAUACCAAAGACACGACUUCGGUUUUGGUGUUGCGAAAGCCAUCCGUUUUCCGGAUCCUCAGUUCGAAGGCUAUGUUUUUGUAUAUCCAAGCAGGGCGGAUGUCAAGGACAAUGCCGUCGACGAAGGUAUUGAGGAAGAACCUAACAUCUAUCCGGCCCCCAGCGGCCACUUGCGCAUCAUGUCGACAUACUCGCAGCACUACCACCCGUACCAGGAACAACCGGUUUUCAUCGAUCCGCAUGCAUUCGGAUAUGGUCAAUAUGAUAACCGACGGUCGAAAACACCAACAGAUUCCCUGAUCAACCAUACUGGGCAUUCCCCCGGCCCACUUGCGACCCCACCACUUGCGAGCCGCAAUCUAUCGCAACAGCUGGAACUACCUCAAGAUCAACCGCCCGAGUAUAUGCAAUGGGAGAAUGAUAGUUCUUCGACCUCACCUACAUCCGUAAGGACACCCGACGGCUCAUCCUUUGAGGGGGAAAUGACUGAUUUCUCGCCCACUUACCACCACAACGGCAACACCAUGUCAACCCAAAGCUCAUAUCACUCUGUACCGGCGGUGGACUCCAGCAUGAUACUCAGUGACCAAGCGGUACAAGCGGCCUUCAACGCUACAAUGGCUGAGGCUCAACAAUAUCAGCAACAGUAUGCUAUGCAAACUCAACAUUCGCACCACACUUCACCACUACAUCCUCAGACAAACAUGUUCAACCAGAACUAUACUACUCAGCCACCUCGUCAUGACCCUUGGAACGGACAAGCACCUUCGCGUUCUUCGAUGGUCCCUCGAUCCGGUCAUGUCGUUUUCGACCCUGCGAGCGAUCAUAUCAAUUAUUCAGAUUACUUGAUUGAUGUGGACUCAUGGGCAGCUCAAUACACCGAUCCUUCCUCCCUGAUUUCGCCCAGCGAGCCUACUACAUCAUUCCAAGGGGACCUGUACUUCCCGCAAGGGCAGAAUCAUCCUCAUCACUCAUACGACCAUGUACCAAGGACGCAACUACCGACUCAUCAAUCGAUUGAGAUGCAAUUAACGCGGGCAUCACCACCACCUGACCAACAGAACUUCGUCAAUUACAACGCAUCAUCUAGUCUUUUUACAGAUAGUUACAUCACUAGCAACCAGUUCCCUGCCCCACCGUCGACAGCAUCGUCAACCGGUUACCCUCCAAGGUCCCCAUACCAGCCAGAGAUUAGCCCUUCUGCACCCAGUCCAGGAAGCUCCGACGGCAUGUACUCCUCGUACCAGCAUUCUGACCCUGGAAUGAUGUUCGACCAGUAUCAGCCUCCGCCAUACGCUCAUAUGCAACAACUGCCGCAGAUACAACAAGCCCAACAACCUCCUAUCAAAGUCGAUUACUCCAUCGUGAGCGGUAUGCCAGAGACAAGCUUUGAUGCAUCUCCUGAGCCAGAAUCGUCCCAGAGUGCAGCACAAAAAGCAUUAGCGGCGAAGUCUGGGGGCAGAGCGUUGGGCACCCAUCUCGAGCCAACUGUUGCCAAAGCAGCGCAUGACAUGCGCAAGAUCGUUGCAUGCUGGCACUGCGUGUUGCAGAGAGAUAAAUGUGGGCCAGGCGAUAUAUGCGAGCGCUGUUUCAAGCGGUCACAGCGACCGAAUGCCGAUUGCGGCCUCGGAUGCAACCGGUUGAAGCUGAUCGACUUGUCGCCGUACUUUCUACCUUCUCUAGUCACACAGAUGCAUGAGGACGCGAACUUGACGCACUUUGUCACUCAGUACAUCCAGCAAUGGGGGAGCGUCGAACUAACCGUGAUGAUGACAUGUGGUCAGGACAGCAUGCCUCGGAUACCAGUGAAAGUGUACGAGUUUAUACCCCGUGGAGAUGCCCUAUUGGUACAGAUCCAAUACAAGACUGAUCCUGUCACGCACACAAGAGUCGCAAUCCAGAAGCAAAGCCCAGCCUUGGGCAUGGUACAUAUCAACCACAACGAAGAGAAGAAGUACGACCGAUACAUCACCGAAAUUGUCGACCACCACCUUGAUGCCUUUGGCGAACUCUGUUGGAUGGAAGACGACAACGACUUCCAGCAGAAACUCUUCAAGUUGAUGACGCGCGUAAAACCCAAGUCGGACGACGAAGCAAAGCUACUGCGCGAGAUCUUCCGCCUCAUCGUAGUAACGUUCAUCAUGUCGCAUACGCUCACUAUCGCCGAGGAAACGAAAGUCGAUACACUAUCGCGUAUGCACUCGUACAGCGGCCACAACUCCUACGUCGAAAACUAUACAUCGCCGCGCAUGACCAACCGGCAACUCAAAUACUUCUUUUCGCGCCUUCAACGGUCGAUCCAAACCACUGUUCUCAAUAAACUUCAACAGAUCUUCAAAUCUUCCAAAGGUUGUGACAAAUGGCUUGCGGCGUUUAUUGCAGUGUUAGGAAUGUGCAUGGCACUUGAAGACCAGCAAAAGACCAUACAUCUUGUCAUGUCUACCAAGGCUGCCACAGAGGGCCUAGAUCAAAGGGAUGCGCAGAGCCAGGCGGAUAUCGCGUGCCGUGAGAUCGAUAAACGGAUGCAUUUUGUGCAGCAAAUAUUCCGAUGGAAGUACAAUCGCAAGCAUAAUCCUAUGCGUGAUGCAGAUCACGACUGGGAAAAAGAGGUGGGCUUUGGGGAUGCAAACAGUGUGAACUUUGUGAGGCAGGUUGCGCAGUUAGUGAAGGAGAAUAGUGAGUACACCGAAUGCCGCUCCGGCAUGGGCAUGCCGACUGAAUAUGUUGCUAAUGAGAAUUCAGUUGAUUUCCUGCAACAACGCCAGGCGGUUAGCAUCUCGAGUGAUAACCAGACGAAGUAUACUUCACGCCUUGUGGGACAGUUCUUGCUUUCCUUCUGGCUUCCCAGCGUAUAG
Molecule: messenger RNA, 4080 nt
Organism: Alternaria burnsii
Lineage: Eukaryota; Fungi; Ascomycota; Dothideomycetes; Pleosporales; Pleosporaceae
Exons: 3
Coding region: 1-4080 (1359 amino acids)
Source: RefSeq, a predicted model, not a curated record